CAGCCAUUGACGCCCUGCAGGACCCAGCGAUGCCUCCUCGAUAUUCUCAAUAGCUCUCCAACUUCACGAAUUUACCAUGCCUCCGCACCUCCACCCGCGGUCGCGCAUGACGACCUCGCUUUUUACCACUACCCUCAUGGUCUCCUUCCUCGUUGUCGCUACACCACAUCUCCUGCCGUGUCCAGUGGAUCCGCGGAUGCUCGCCGACUCACCUGAUCCAGAGAAAAGACGAAGACGGAGACGGGAAAAUCCGCAAGAUGAAACCUGCAACGAUGUGAUGGGCGAGGAGCGGAGGAAGAGAAAAUUGCUUGAGGAGAAACUGUCACCAAAGAGGGAGUGUCCCAUACCCAAACCAGGUGGACUGGUUGGACAGGUGCUUGGGUUAAAGAGUGAGGAAAGAGACGGGCUUGAGGAGCGUUUGUCUGUUACAGAGCACGUUGAGAAAGCAAGAUCCAGGGAGCAGCCAAAUGACAACCAAUAACACGAUACAACGUACAAUCGAUGAACAUGUAACAAGUCGAAGAGGUGGAGUUCUGCACACCAGAAGAGGGCAUACCCAAGUUAGGACGCAAGAUAUCAAGUGUAUCAUAUCUGUAGAGUUCACGAAAUAGGAUAGAGAUACGCAUCAACACAAACAACAUCUCAAACAAACCUGCCAUCUAC
Dothidotthia symphoricarpi CBS 119687 is the source of this 663-nucleotide messenger RNA. RefSeq lists its product as uncharacterized. Gene Ontology annotation, biological process: mitochondrial respiratory chain complex IV assembly. Bases 77 to 481 code for a protein of 134 amino acids. Gene Ontology annotation, cellular component: mitochondrial matrix. The transcript has a single exon. NCBI's taxonomy places the organism in Eukaryota, Fungi, Ascomycota, Dothideomycetes, Pleosporales, Dothidotthiaceae. The record is from RefSeq and is a predicted model, not a curated record.